Molecule: messenger RNA, 1435 nt
Organism: Nicotiana tabacum (common tobacco)
Lineage: Eukaryota; Viridiplantae; Streptophyta; Magnoliopsida; Solanales; Solanaceae
Source: RefSeq, a predicted model, not a curated record
GAAACUGAGAUCUCUCAGGUACUCUGACAAUCCGUUAGAUGGUGUUUUACCUCAAUCUGUUGGGAAUUUCUCUAACUCUCUGCAGAUUUUUGAUGGACAAGGUUGUAAACUGAAGGGCUUCAUUCCUGAAGAAAUUGGUAAUGUUACUGGAAUGUCAAGGAUGAGUCUAUUUAACAAUGAGUUGAUUGGAUAUAUUCCAAAAACUAUCGAACGCAUGCUGAAACUUCAAGAAAUUUACCUACAUAAAAACAAGAUAGGAGGAACCAUACCAGAUGUUAUCUGCAAUUUACAGAAUCUUGGUGAAUUAUACCUAUCGGGAAAUCAGAUUACCGGUUCAGUGCCACCAUGCUUAGGGACCAUUACCAGUUUACGGAAACUUAAUCUGGCUUACAACAGGCUGAAUUCGAGAUUACCUGCAAGCUUGGGAAGCCUUCGAGAUAUCAUAGAAUUCAAUGUUUCGUCCAAUUUAUUAAGUGGGCAAAUUCCUCUGGAGAUUGGAAAUUUAAAGGCUGCCACACUCAUUGAACUGUCAAAAAAUAAUUUCUCAGGUAAUAUCCCAAGCUCUAUAGGAGGUCUAGAUAGAUUGACCAAUUUUUCUUUAGCACACAAUAAAUUAGAUGGUCCUAUUCCAGAUUCAUUAGGGAAAAUUCUUGCCUUGGAAUUCUUGGAUUUGUCCUUUAACAAUCUUAGUGGUGAGAUUCCAAAGUCAUUAGAAGAUCUUGUGUAUAUUAAACAACUGAACAUCUCAUUUAAUAAACUUAGUGGUGAAAUUCCCACCGGUGGACCUUUUGCAAAUAUCACUAGCCAAUCCUUCCUGUCCAAUGAUGCACUCUGUGGUGACUCCAGAUUUAACGUGAAACCAUGUCCUCCAAAAUAUACAAAGAAGUCAAGAAGAAAAAGAGUGCUUAUAGGUUUAUAUACUCUGUUAGGGAUAGGAUCACUCUUUGCAUUGGUCGUUGGAUAUGCGGUGUUAAGAUGGAGAAAGAUAAAAAAGAAUGUAGAUCAAGCUGAUGUGUCGCUCGUUAAAGAGCAUGAAAGAAUUUCUUAUUAUGAACUUGAACAAGCAACAGAAGGAUUCAGUGAAAGCAACUUGCUUGGUAAUGGGAGUUUCAGCAAGGUCUACAAAGGGAUACUUAAGGAUGGUACCUUUUUCGCAGCAAAGGUAUUCGAUGUGCAAUUGGAGGGUGCAUUCAAAAGUUUUGAUACAGAAUGUGAGAUGUUGCGCAACCUCCGCCAUCGAAAUCUUACUAAAGUCAUCACUAGUUGCUCCAACCUUGAUUUCAAAGCCUUAGUAUUGGAAUACAUGCCGAAUGGAACACUUGAAAAAUGGCUAUAUUCUCAUAACCUUUUCUUAGACAUGAUGCAUAGAUUAGAUAUAAUGAUAGAUGUUGCAUCUGCGAUGGACUAUCUCCACAAUGGCUAUUCAACGCCUGUG